UCCUCCAACUGUUUCUAUGCAUUCAUGCUUGAUUGCUCUUCUGAUGAUACUGAAUCUGUUUUGUUGAGACAAAUGGAUGUUUACGGCAAGAUAUGCAAUGUCAUCAGAGAGCUAGAUCGGAUUUUCAGGCUUUAUGCGUUCAUCAUGCUUGCCAUCAUUAUUCCGUCUGUGAUAUUCACAUUAAUGAUGCUAAACCAACAAAUUCAUGGUUUCAAAGAUUUGAUUAUAUGCUUGCCGUCAAUAGCUCUGUGCGUCUACAGUUUCUUGGCUAUUACGGUGGCUCCAGCGAGACUACAUGACGAGAAAAGAUGUAAGCUUUUCAAUAUACUUCUGCCUCAGGACUCACUAUAUCAACAACUUCACUUUCAGGUGUAUACAAUUGCACAAGUGCUCUCGUCGCAUAUGGAACAAUAUGACUUGGGAAUUUCCAUCUGGGGUUUCGCUAUACUAUCACGACCGCUCAUUCUUGCGGUAAUACUUAGCACUAAUUUCACUGUCUCGAUUUUAGCUGCCGAAACUUUGCAAGAGUUAAGAUUUUCCCUGGAAUGUUUUGGAAGUUUCAGCACUCGCCCAUCAUAG
This is a messenger RNA of Haemonchus placei, 579 nucleotides long. NCBI's taxonomy places the organism in Eukaryota, Metazoa, Nematoda, Chromadorea, Rhabditida, Trichostrongylidae. The record is from the annotation of a GenBank genome assembly.